UCUUUUCUCCCUCCUGCAUCUAGAAUACAAAGAAGCUGUAGCCGUGACUACAGAGAAUCUAGGGGACAUACUUGAGUCAAAUGAUGUUUGAAAUCAUUUGAAAAACUGCAGAUGUUUAACACCGUUUAAAUAAAGACGUCGCCUCAAGAACUCAGACUUAAUCAAACAGUCUCAGAGAAAAAGGGAACAAUACGACUUCAUUUUCUUUUGCAGACCUACUUCUCCCACUGAAGCACCUUGCCUCGUGUAUUCUUCUCCUGGAGAGCUAUUAGGAGGAGAUUUCAUCCGAGGCCAGAGGAAAAUGUUACAAUCAGACAUUUAUGAAAACUUAAGCCAGACCCCAUCUACAGUGUCUCCUCCAAUGGGAGCCAUUAGCCAGACACACCCAAAUUGAACUACGGCUCUACAAAAUCAUACUGAAAGCCAAAGGGCAAGAGGACAAGAGAAGAGUGAAGGAGACAACCAGAAAGAAAACAGUUAGAGGAAUGCUAAGCAGCAUAAACAAACUUGGCUGAAGUGCAGAUUUUGGCUUUUUCAUCUUGCAUCAAGAUCAUCACAACUGGGCGAUUUCAAAGAAAACCUUGUUAUAAACAAAUGAGCUUUUGGUCUUUUGGAUUUGUUCAAAGAACGCUCUGGCUUUGUAACCACCUCACAGGGCAUUUCAAGAAAGGAGGCGUGCAUGAAGUCAGCCUCCAUGCUUCCAGUGUUUCCAUUUAACAUAAACAACACAAGCCUGAGCGCAUACACAUGCCUCAUCAGAUAGUGCCGUAAACUCUGAUCUUUAGAAGUAGAAAACAGAAGCACAUGAAAGUUCAAUGUCAAGUCACUAAAAUUAUCUGACGUGUGACAGCUGUUGGCUCUGUAGAUGUUUGAGGUUUUCUUAAAGAGUAAAACUUCAUAACAUACAACUUUAAAGCUGGAACCAGAUUCCGUAAAAUUACUUAAAUGAACACCAUAUCUUAAUUAGCUGGGUGUCUGCAGCUGCCUAACAGGCACAUUUACCGACUUGCAAACUUCACAACCCUCUAAAGGAUUUAUUAAAACUGCCAGACAGACUCAAUUGAAAGGAUUCACAGCUCCGUAUCCGAACGCCAUGGAUGGAAGAACAGACAGCAUCCAGGAUUUUUUCAACCAAUUUUGGAGUUUUGCUACAGAAAAACACAAUCAGGGGGUGUACAACACAGUCUGCCUGGUGGUCCUCCUAACUCUUCCCCUGCUGGUCCUCCUCACCACUUUGGUGGUGUGCUGCCACUGCUGCUGCUGUCGCCAUGCCAACAGCUGCUGUUGCUGCUGUGGUAAAGAUGCCAUGGCAACCGCAAGGUCAGAAACAAAGAAGAAAAAGAAUUCCACUGAAGACUUGUGGAUCUCUGUCAAGACGGGGCCGUUGACACCUGACAGGGUCGCCCUGGCCAUGGAGUAAGAAAUUAUUUUUCUUUUUUUUUUUAUCCUAGUUCACCAGCUUGGACUCAAAAGACAUACCAGGGGUUGAUGCAUAGACUGUAUAAGUGAAGCCAAAACAUCUCGAUCGUUCCCUGGUGGCUGGCUGCAGUAUGGGCGGAACUUUAAUACCGCAGCUCCACCGCCGGAAAACUAGUGCGCAGAUUCUGGCUCCAAAAUAACAAGAAGGCACUUCCGUACAGUGGGAGGAAGUGGAGAUGCGUGGACCAUUUUUAUAUACAGUCUAUGGUUCAAACCAAUGGGACGGCACAUUGUAAUGGGCACAGAUAUAGUUGAAACAUAUAAACAGUGUACAGUCAGUGUACUUGUCAUUUUGUAUCCAUAUGAUGUUAUGUGUGGAGAAUGUUUACAACAUUUUGUAUGAGCUUCUUAGUGUGUGGUACAUAAAGGAAGAAUAUGCAGAGGCAUAACUGAAAUGUGUUUGUUUAUGAGUGGGUUAGAGAGA
Messenger RNA from Sander lucioperca (pikeperch), 1903 nucleotides. RefSeq lists its product as uncharacterized. The record is from RefSeq and is a predicted model, not a curated record. The coding region runs from base 1094 to 1420 and encodes 108 amino acids. The transcript is spliced from 2 exons. NCBI's taxonomy places the organism in Eukaryota, Metazoa, Chordata, Actinopteri, Perciformes, Percidae.